CGCUGGUCCCCCCCACCAGCUGGCCCGUCCACUCCCACCCCAGCUGAGCUCCCUUUGCCUUCCCGGCUCCAAGCAUGUCGGGCUCUGGGCGAAAAGACUUCGAUGUGAAGCACAUCCUGCGACUCCGCUGGAAACUCUUCAGCCACCCAUCGCCGUCCCCAGGCAGCCCGGCGGGGGGCGGCUGCUUGCAACAGGACGGCAACAGCAGUUUCGAGCACUGGGGACCUAGCCAGAGCCGACUGCUCAAAAACCAAGAGAAAGGCAGCGUGAGCACAUUCUGGAAGAAGCCUUCCUCUUCUUCCUCCUCUUCAUCUUCUUCGCCAUCCUCUUUGUCCUCUUCCUUCAACCCACUGAAUGGCACCCUGCUGCCAGUGGCCACCAGGCUGCAGCAAGGGGCGCCCGGGCAGGGCACCCAACAGCCGACCAGGACUCUCUUCUACGUUGAGUCCCUAGAGGAGGAGGAAGUGCCUGGCCUGGACUUUCCUGGACCACACGAAAAAGGGCUGGUCCUGGAAGAGCUCAAAGUGGAGCCGACCAGCUCGAGCCAGGCAACAGGUGAAGGAUGCGGACACAGGCUGCCAGGAACUAGCCAUUCACUGACAUCUCAAAGUGACCUGGACUCCAGUAGCUCUGAAGAAUUCUAUCAGGCUGUUCACCACGCUGAGCAAACCUUCAGGAAAAUGGAAAGUUACUUGAAACAACAGCAACUCUGUGAUGUUAUCCUGAUUGUCGGGAACAGAAAGAUUCCUGCACAUAGGCUUGUUCUGAGCUCAGUCUCAGACUACUUUGCUGCCAUGUUUACAAGUGAUGUUUGUGAAGCCAAGCAAGAGGAGAUCAAGAUGGAAGGCAUAGACCCCAAUGCCCUCUGGGAUCUUGUUCAAUUUGCAUAUACAGGUUGCUUGGAAUUAAAAGAAGACACCAUUGAAAACCUCCUUGCUGCCGCGUGUCUGCUCCAGCUUCCCCAGGUAGUAGAAGUGUGCUGCCACUUCCUCAUGAAGCUUCUGCAUCCGUCCAACUGUUUAGGAAUCCGAGCAUUUGCAGAUGCUCAAGGGUGCAUUGAACUAAUGAAGGUGGCUCACAGCUACACAAUGGAAAACAUAAUGGAAGUUAUGAGAAAUCAAGAGUUUUUACUGCUUCCGGCUGAGGAGCUCCAUAAACUCCUGGCCAGUGAUGAUGUGAAUGUUCCUGACGAAGAGACCAUCUUCCAUGCACUAAUGAUGUGGGUCAAGUAUGACAUGCAGAGGAGAUGCAGUGACUUGAGCAUGCUUCUGGCCUUUAUAAGACUGCCACUGCUUCCCCCACAGAUAUUGGCUGACCUAGAAAACCAUGCAUUAUUUAAGAAUGAUCUGGAAUGUCAAAAGUUGAUUCUGGAAGCAAUGAAAUAUCAUCUAUUGCCAGAAAGAAGAACAUUAAUGCAAAGUCCAAGAACUAAACCUAGAAAAUCCACAGUCGGAACUCUGUAUGCUGUAGGAGGAAUGGAUAACAACAAAGGAGCUACAACCAUAGAGAAAUAUAACCUGAGAACGAAUCUGUGGAUCCAAGCAGGGAUGAUGAAUGGCCGGCGAUUGCAGUUCGGGGUGGCUGUGAUCGAUGACAAACUCUUUGUGAUUGGAGGUCGAGAUGGCUUAAAGACAUUGAACACUGUGGAAUGUUACAAUCCUAAAACCAAGACCUGGACUGUCUUGCCACCAAUGUCAACACAUAGACAUGGUCUGGGUGUGACAGUACUUGAAGGCCCAAUUUACGCUGUGGGAGGCCACGAUGGCUGGAGCUACCUGAACACGGUGGAGAGGUGGGAUCCCCAGAGUCAGCAGUGGACAUUUGUAGCCAGUAUGUCAAUAGCCCGAAGCACAGUUGGUGUGGCAGCAUUGAAUGGCAAGUUGUAUUCGGUUGGAGGUCGUGAUGGAAGUUCAUGUUUGAGUUCAAUGGAGUAUUAUGAUCCUCAUACAAAUAAGUGGAACAUGUGUGCUCCAAUGUGUAAGAGAAGAGGUGGUGUUGGAGUAGCCACAUGUGAUGGUUUUCUUUAUGCAGUAGGAGGUCAUGAUGCUCCUGCCUCAAAUCACUGUUCCCGGUUACUAGAUUAUGUGGAACGAUACGAUCCCAAAACAGACACAUGGACCAUGGUGGCUCCUUUGAGUAUGCCCAGAGAUGCUGUUGGAGUUUGUCUCCUUGGUGACAGAUUGUAUGCCGUUGGUGGCUAUGAUGGGCAGACAUACCUCAACACCAUGGAAUCUUAUGAUCCACAAACUAAUGAGUGGACACAGAUGGCUUCCUUGAAUAUCGGGAGAGCAGGUGCCUGUGUAGUAGUCAUCAAGCAGCCUUGACUUGUUUCUAUUUGGAGAGAUUCUAUUUGCUGAAGUGAUUAUUUUUAUAUCAGAAGGCGAAAAUGAGAACUUCCUGAGAUGAAAACUCUUCAAGAACAUGGAUUUCUGCAGAUUUACCAACUGAUGUCAAAAGAGGUAGAAGAUCAAACAGAAUUAAAGAAAACCAGAAAAUAUCAAACUGCUAUAGGAACAAUAUUUGGCCACGUAUUAAUUUAAGAAUGGUUAUUGGUAAUUUGUUUUGUAUUGCAGCAUACAAUAACUAGUUACCAAAGGCUUGGUUUUCUUCAGCAAUUAGAAGAGACUGAUAUUUGUGACAUGGAUAAUUUCAUAAUUUACAAUUGUUUUAUAAUUUGUGGCAAUAUUUAAGAGGUUGCCAAGUAUAGAAGACAUGAUAUUUCAAUCUGACAGAUUCUGAUUGGUUUACCAUUUUCCUAAUCAGAUGUGGUCAUACCAGGAGGUACAAUGAUGUUUUAUUAAAACAAACAUAUUGCCUCCUCAUUUUCCUAAGCUACAAGGGCAAUUAAAGAAACUGAUCCACGCUUGUGUCAUGCAUUCAGAAGACAAACUGUCCUGCUAAUAAUCAAAGCUGCAAAUAUCGUCAGAGGUAAUGGUUGCAUUUUUUUGCAAUCAUGUUAGCAAUCUGAAGCUGGCAAACACAAAGGAUUUUUUUCAUUAGGCUUAUCACAGUGCUUCGCUUUUUGAACACACUGAGCCAAAAUAUCAGUACAGUUAUAGGCUUGGCCUUAUAUGGAGUUCAGUGUAAGCAUGGGAGCUAGUUAUUCUGAAUGUUAUAUAUAUCCACUGCAUGUUAAUGUCCUUUAGAAUUUUCUUUACUUAAAAAAAAAAACUUAGAAUUUUGAAAUCUAUGAUCCAUUCAUUUGGGAUGUUAAUGAUCAUUGUUAAAAUGAAGGCCGACUUCAGA
Molecule: messenger RNA, 3246 nt
Organism: Phyllostomus hastatus (greater spear-nosed bat)
Lineage: Eukaryota; Metazoa; Chordata; Mammalia; Chiroptera; Phyllostomidae
Gene: KLHL1
Product: kelch like family member 1
Exons: 11
Coding region: 75-2324 (749 amino acids)
Molecular function (GO): protein binding
Source: RefSeq, a predicted model, not a curated record